This is a messenger RNA of Oncorhynchus masou masou (cherry salmon), 1524 nucleotides long. Its product is annotated as basic salivary proline-rich protein 1-like. The transcript has a single exon. Lineage: Eukaryota; Metazoa; Chordata; Actinopteri; Salmoniformes; Salmonidae. The annotation marks the transcript as partial. The record is from RefSeq and is a predicted model, not a curated record.
GGACCCCCUUCCAGGCAAACCGGCAAGCCAGGGACAACCCUCCCAGGCAAACCGGCGAGCCAGGGACCCCCUCCCAGGCAAACUGGAGAGCCAGGGACCCCCUCCCAGGCAAACCGUAGAGCCAGGGACCCCCUCCCAGGGAAACGGGAGAGCCAGGGACCCCCUCCCAGGCAAACCGGCAAGCCAGGGACAACCCUCCCAGGGAAACGGGAGAGCCAGGGACCCCCUCCCAGGCAAACUGGAGAGCCAGGGACCCCCUCCCAGGCAAACGGGAGAGCCAGGACCCCUCCCAGGGGAAACGGAGAGCCAGGACCCCUCCCAGGCAAACCGGCAAGCCAGGGACAACCCUCCCAGGAAACGAGAGCCAGACCCCCUCCCGGGCAAAACUGGAGAGCCAGGGACCCCUCCCAGGCAAACGGGAGAGCCAGGGACCCCUCCCAGGCAAAACCGGCGAGCCAGGGACCCCUCCCAGGCAAACCGGCGAGCCAGGGACCCCCUCCCAGGCAAACUGGAGAGCCAGGGACCCCCUCCCAGGCAAACGGGAGAGCCAGGGACCCCUCCCAGGCAAACGGGAGAGCCAGGACCCCUCCCAGGCAAACGGGAGAGCCAGGGACCCCUCCCAGCAAACGGGAGAGCCAGGGACCCCUCCCAGGCAAACUGAGAGCCAGGACCCCUCCCAGGCAAACCGGGCGAGCCAGGGACCCCUCCCAGGCAAACGGGAGAGCCAGGGACCCCCUUCCAGGCAAACGGGAGAGCCAGGGACCCCCUCCCAGGCAAACGGGAGAGCCAGGGACCCCCUCCCAGGCAAACGGGAGAGCCAGGGACCCCCUCCCAGGCAAACUGAGAGCCAGGGACCCCUCCCAGGCAAAUGGGAGAGCCAGGACUCCCUCCCAGGCAAACUGGAGAGCCAGGGACCCCCUCCCAGGCAAACGGGAGAGCCAGGGACCCCUCCCAGGCAAACUGGAGAGCCAGGGACCCCUCCCAGGCAAACGGAGAGCCAGGGACCCCUCCCGAGGCAAACUGGAGAGCCAGGGACCCCUCCCCAGGCAAACGGGAGAGCCAGGGACCCCCUUCCAGGCAAACAGGAGAGCCAGGGACCCCUCCCAGGGCAAACUGGAGAGCCAGGGACCCCCUCCCAGGCAAACGGGAGAGCCAGGGACCCCUUCCCAGGCAAACUGGAGAGCCAGGGACCCCUUCCCAGGCAAACUGAGAGCCAGGGACCCCCCAGGCAAACGGGAGAGCCAGGGACCCCUUCCAGGCAAACGGGAGCCAGAGACCCUCCCAGGCAAACGGGAGAGCCAGGACUUCUCCCAGGCAAACGGGAGAGCCAGGGACCCUUCCCAGGCAAACUGGAGAGCCCAGGACCCUUCCAGGCAAACGGAGAGCCAGGGACCCCUUCCAGGCAAACGGAGAGCCAGGACCCCUCCCAGGCAAACGGGAGAGCCAGGGACCCCCUCCCAGGCAAACGGGAGAGCCAGGGACCCUCCAGGCAACCGGCGAGCUAGGACCCUCCAGGAAACUGAA